UGAGCUCUCAAAAACCACUAUGGCCAGCGCCACCACCACGGCCACCAAAGCUAUGUCGAAGUCAUCGACAUCGAGUGCUAAAGCAGCACUUCGGAGGUUUGUUGGGGUUCGGCAAAGACCUUCCGGGAGGUGGGUAGCCGAAAUCAAGGACUCUUCUCAACGUGUAAGGCUUUGGCUCGGAACCUACGACACUCCUGAAGAGGCAGCAAGAGCCUAUGAUGAAGCUGCUAGAGCUCUACGUGGUGAAAACGCCCGUACAAACUUUGCAGCACCGGCGGGCAACCCUGACAGCAACUCGAGCCUUUUGGCUAACUCUUGUCCCAAUCCGAAUGGCACUUUUAUGCCUUCUGGUUUAUCUGAUGGACGUCACGGCGGGGGACAAGGACUUAGCUUUUCUUCCUUGAAGGCCAAGCUAAGCAAGAACCUCCAAAGCAUUAUGGCAAGGAGUAGUGAUCACCAUAACAAGUCCUCUAAAAGUAGGGUGAGUGACCACUUCACUUUUGCAAGUAUAUUUCACUUCAGAAAGUAUCAGCAAUACCAAAACAACCCAGUAAAUCCUUUGUUCGACAUGAAGAACAUAGAAAAAGUAGUACAGCCUAGCAUCAUUGUGCCCCAUGCUGCAGAAACUAGUACUCUUAUUGUUCCCCAUGCUGGAGAAACUAGUACUAGUACUAGCACUGAGCCUUCAUCCUGGGAAAGUUCUAGUAUUUCGGAUUGUAGCGACUGGGGUUACAGCUUCAGGCAACGGGGGAUGGACUCUGACGGGUCGGAUCUUGGGGAUGGGUUCAUGGAUCAAAUCAUGGGGUGGAUGGAUAGUCCAGAUCAGAUGAGUAGCGCUAGCGUUACUGUUGGUGAUGAUUGUGAGGAGGGGUCAAGGAGUAAGAGGUUCAAGGUUUCUUCUUCUGUGAUGGUGCCUUCAACAUUUGCUGGAUCGCCAUACAAUAAUAAUUAG
This is a messenger RNA of Fragaria vesca subsp. vesca, 952 nucleotides long. RefSeq lists its product as uncharacterized. Gene Ontology annotation, biological process: regulation of DNA-templated transcription. Gene Ontology annotation, molecular function: DNA-binding transcription factor activity; DNA binding. The transcript has a single exon. The coding region runs from base 20 to 952 and encodes 310 amino acids. The record is from RefSeq and is a predicted model, not a curated record. NCBI's taxonomy places the organism in Eukaryota, Viridiplantae, Streptophyta, Magnoliopsida, Rosales, Rosaceae.